Molecule: messenger RNA, 537 nt
Organism: Pediculus humanus corporis (human body louse)
Lineage: Eukaryota; Metazoa; Arthropoda; Insecta; Psocodea; Pediculidae
Exons: 3
Coding region: 1-537 (178 amino acids)
Molecular function (GO): Hsp70 protein binding
Source: RefSeq, a predicted model, not a curated record
AUGCCGUCAUUAUUUUGUGUUUGUGACGCUAGAAAAUUAGAAGAACAUCAAAGGAAAUACGAAAGGAAAAGAUUGGAAAAAGAAGUUAAAGUUAUAAGGGAUAGAAUACGUAAAAUGAAAGAAGAACAGCAAAGGAGGGCUGCGGAAAUGAAAGAUCAAAAUCACGAUUCGGAUGAUGAAGGGAUAGAUGGGGGAAGCGGGGGUGGACGCGGGGGCGGAAUGGGAGAUUUUUUUAAUUUUUUCCAAGAUCCGGAAAUAAUGAAUCUUUUCAAGGAUCCUGAGAUAUCGGAAGCGUUCAAUGAUAUUUCCCGAAAUCCAGCAAAUAUAAUGAAAUAUCAAAAUAAUCCAAAAGUGAGCGCCGUUUUGGAAAAAUUAACAUCGAAAUUUUCAAAAGGUCAAAAACCCCCGGGUUUCGGUGGACCCUUUUCAUCAUUUUUCGGUGAUAAAUCUGGAAAUCAGGGAGGAGGAGGAGGAGGAGCAGGAGGUGGUGGAGUUCCUAAACCUCCCAGUAGCGCUGCUGAUAUAGACCUCGAUUAA